Toxorhynchites rutilus septentrionalis is the source of this 1759-nucleotide messenger RNA. It is a transcript of the gene mrn, whose product is annotated as general transcription factor IIH subunit 4. Gene Ontology annotation, cellular component: transcription factor TFIIH holo complex; transcription factor TFIIH core complex. The transcript is spliced from 4 exons. Gene Ontology annotation, biological process: nucleotide-excision repair. Gene Ontology annotation, molecular function: double-stranded DNA binding; ATPase activator activity. NCBI's taxonomy places the organism in Eukaryota, Metazoa, Arthropoda, Insecta, Diptera, Culicidae. Bases 201 to 1661 code for a protein of 486 amino acids. The record is from RefSeq and is a predicted model, not a curated record.
AAUUGUUUGUUUUUUGUUUUUUCACCAUGUUUAUGUGGACAUGAACAAAUUUAAUGUAUUUUCUCUUGAAACGUCUGACUUCAAAUUUACAGAGGCGUAUAGGCUACUGUAAUUUUAUUUGAAGUGCGCGAGAUUUCAGUGAAAAGUUAUUAAAAUAACUUAAAGAGUGUUACAAUAACAAAUACAAAUUUUCUUCGAUAAUGUCUGAUGCGAGAGGCUCCAAAGGCGCAUCUGCCUUACUGAUAGCGAAACCGGCAAAUCUAGAAUGUAAAAAUUUCGAAGAAUAUCUUAAAUCUCGACCACCUGAAGUGUUGGAAAAACUGUACAAUUAUCCAGCGAUUUGUCUGGCCGUUUACCGUGAACUGCCGGAGAUUGCGCGUCAAUUUGUGAUAAGGAUCCUGUUCGUUGAGCAAGCGAUGCCACAGGCAGUUGUUUCUUCUUGGGGAUCCCAAGUCUACGCUAAAGAAAACAUAACUAUCUCACGUGUUUUAACGGAGCUCGGCGUGUGGCGCAGUGCUGCUAUCCCAGGAGGUCUCGACGCGUGGGAAAUAUCUUCGACCUUUAAGAAAAACCUGAAAAUUGCCUUACUAGGUGGUGGCCGUCCCUGGUCGAUGUCUAAUGCGAUGGAUCCAGAUCAAAAAUCACGAGACGUAGAGUUUCUGGAUGUUUAUGCGAUGUCCCGAUGGCGGUGCGUGCUCCACUACAUGGUUGGAGCUGGUAGUUCCAAGGGCAUGGAGGGGGAAGGAAUAUCCCCCGAUGCGGUGAGAAUUUUACUUCAUGCUAAUUUAAUGAAACGUGAUGAGACCGACGGAAGUCCAGUAAUUACGAGGCAAGGAUUUCAAUUUCUUUUGCUCGAUACGCAAGCACAAGUAUGGCACUUUAUGCUACAAUAUUUAGACACCUGCGAGUCUCGUGGGUUGGACUUGGCGGAAUGUUUAUCUAUGUUGUUCCAACUGAGCUUUUCAACUCUCGGGCGGGAUUACAGCUCCGAGGGAAUGAGUCAAGGUUUGCUCACGUUUUUACAACAUUUGCGAGAGUUUGGUUUGGUUUAUCAACGGAAACGGAAGGAGGGACGAUUUUAUCCCACAAGGCUAGCUCAUAACAUCACGUCGAAAAAUGCGGUUCCAGCCAUGCAAGAGGAUGGAUCCUCGGUUCAAGACAAAGGAUAUAUAAUCGUCGAAACCAACUAUCGUGUGUAUGCAUACACGGAUUCGAACCUGCAAGUUGCUCUUUUGGGUUUGUUCACAGAAUUGCUGUACCGGUUUCCCAAUCUUGUAGUUGGUGUGCUAACCCGUGAUUCCGUGAGGCAAGCUUUUAGAGGAGGCAUUACAGCAGAACAAAUUAUUAGCUACUUGGAACAACACGCGCAUCCAACGAUGCUUAAUGUGGAACAAGCGGUCAACUCGAAAUCACCACUCCCACCCACUGUGGUAGAUCAGAUCAAGCUGUGGGAAAACGAACGAAAUCGGUUCACGUACACCGAAGGAGUAGUGUACAAUCAGUUCCUAUCGCAGGCCGAUUUUAACACACUGAGGGAUUAUGCUCAAUCGAUCGGAGUGAUGACCUGGCAGAACGAACGAACACGCACCAUGGUGGUCACUAAAAAUGGCCAUGACGAUGUGAAAAAGUUUUGGAAACGCUACUCCAAGGGUGGUGGAUAAAUACGCAAAAAAUUACAAGAUACCGUACGAUAAAUGCGCAAAGCCCAUUUCGAUGUUUAUUUCAUUCGCUCAAAUAAAUCAGCCACACAUUUUCGUGA